AGAAAAUGGUGGAGGCUGUCGUCAGCAGAUGAGCCGAGCAUCCCUGACUCUGAGAGAUACAGGCACACAUCUAUGAUCUUAAAGCCAGGUCAGGAGAAAGAACUGCAUCUCAGCCGUGGUGUUCCCCUUCUGGCAAUGUGUAGAUGGCCCAGCCUCCUGAACACAAGAUGAGUUUUGAGGGGGCAGAGGGUAGACCAGUCCCACCCACAUCCCUGCCACUACAGGGCCAAGAGGGCGGUGGCACACAGAGAAAAAAACUGUCCGCUCCUCUUAUUAGCCUGUCAUUGGACCAAAGUGAAGAUGACCUGUUUGACACACCAGAUGACCUCGACAUCAAUGUGGAUGAUCUGGACACACCUGAUGAGGCAGAUUACACUGACCAUGAAAUAGACUGGGAAGAGCCUAAAGCAUCCCAGAGAGAUUCUGUCAAAGAAACAAUCACACACGCAGAGCCAAUUCCUACAUACACCGCUGAAGAAGAGCGGCAGGAUUCCAAACUCUGGAGAACCGUCAUCAUUGGAGAGCAAGAACAUCGCAUCAACAUGAAGUGCAUUGAACCUUACCAAAAAGUCAUCUCCCAUGGAGGCUACUAUGGCAAUGGUGCCAAUGCUAUCAUUGUAUUUGCUGCAUGUUUCCUGCCUGACAGUGACAGAGAGGACUAUCACGAGAUUAUGGAAAAUCUCUUUCUGUUUGCCAUCAGUACACUGGAGCUCAUGGUAGCAGAGGACUACAUGAUUGUCUAUCUGAAUGGAGCCACUCCACACCGCAGGAUGCCAGGCCUCAACUGGCUCAAGAGAUGCUACCAGAUGAUUGAUAGGAGGCUGAGAAAGAACUUGAAAUCUUUCAUCAUUGUUCAUCCAUCAUGGUUCAUCAGGACAAUUCUAGCCAUCACUAAACCGUUUAUCAGCUCAAAGUUCAGCAGUAAGAUCAGGUAUGUGAACAGCUUAGCAGAACUAGAAGAACUCAUCCCAAUGGAGUACGUCCACAUACCUGAAUGCAUCAUCAGACUCGAUGAGGAGCUACGGGAAGCAGCUGAGAGCUCUAAAAUCAACAGCUUCCUCCAUGGGCCUGAGAUUCCACCAAAUUCAUCUAUAUCUCAACCCAACACGAGCAGUUCAUAAGCACAGACAGCAGAGGAUGCAUGAACUAUAUGUUCCUAAAGGUCUUUUAAGGAUGUGGAUGCAAUAAUAAUGUAAAAUAAGAAAAUAUGGGUACUUUUAUGCUUUGAUGUCUAUGUCUCACAGUGCUGGGAUGAAUAGAGCACCACACACUCUUUUACAACCCCCCCCCCCCCCCCCCUUUAUAAUUUUUUUUAUUUUUUUCUCUCAUAUCUCAGUUUGCACCACAGGACAGUAGCUUUUAAAACCAGCUCAGUGCUUGAAACAUUCUUAUCACCUGUUUUCGUCUCAUUGCUACUUCAAUUAUGCAUGACAAGCAUCUUAGCAAUAAUAUUGUAUUUUUACCCUUUAGGCUUAUCAUUUUCACAAACUGAUAUUUUUCUAAUUGGGCAAUGUACAAAUGAUAAAGCAAGGCUGAAAUUUUUUUUUUCAUGCUUGCCCAGUUGGGCACGUAAUUCAGGUUUUUACAUUCCCUGCCAACAUUUUCACUACCGUUAAUUUUUUUUUAUGUGCAAUACAAAUUCAUAAACAUACUUUUGCUGUAAAACAAUGGCAUAUGAGGAAAAAACACUGCCAUAUUAAUAAAUACAUUUUUUAUUAAAAGUAUCACUAGACAUGUCAAUAUACAGUAUAAAUAAAAAAAUCAUGUAUAUAUUUCAAUAAAUAAAUAAUUAAAUGUGUCAAUAAAUAAAUAACUUGCAAAAUACAUUUUCCUUUGGACUUUGAUGUAUUAAUUGACAUAUUUAUUUAUUGGCACAUUUCAUGAUUUACUUAUUUAUUGAGAGAAAUAUUGAUGCAUAUUGUUGUUUUUAAUAUAAUAUUAAUUUACAUUAAUUUAUUAAUAUGGCACACCAAGUCCUCCAUAAUUCGUAUCAUAAGUCAUUCUUUCAAUUUUAACAAAACCUCAUCUCUGUCAGUGAGCUAGACAAUGUUACCAAGUGUAAAUCAGCAGAAUUCACAACAACGUUCAGUGAAUCACAGAAAACCAAAUGUCAUCAAAACACAUUCACUGCAUUGCAAGUAUUUUGUCUUGUUAAUAUCUAAACAUCCUUAAAACAAGAAAAAGUUAAUUGCAUAACAAAUUAAGAGUUGUUUCCAGAGAAUAUAUCUAGAAUUAGGUUUAUUUUUGUUUCCACAUUUACAAAUACUGUAGUUUUUUUUUUUUUUUUUAAGCACUUACCUGCCAAAAUGAGUGAUUUAUUUGUCUGUUUUUUUUUUUUAAGCAUUUAGCAAAUGUUAGACAGAGUGACAACACAGCACUGGCCGGAUUCUGUUCUUUACAGUUCUGUUAAUAGGCCCUAAACUCUCUCACAUUCUUAUUAUUGAAGUUCUUGCAAAUCUAAGCUCUCACAAGUUUCCAUCCUGCUCGGACGAACCAGAACACUUGAGCUGCCCAGAAUGAAUGCAUGCAUGAUUAUCCUAAACACAAAAACAAUGUAUAGAACCCUGUUAGCUCCAAUGCCAGCAAUGUACCUUCUCAUGCUAAAUUAUGUGGUGUCAUGAAAGCAGAGGAGGUACAGCACUCUUAGUUAAUUAUUGCCAUUGUCAAAAACUACAUGGGUUUAAAUCUAAACAAUGGCUCAUUUAUAAUUUUUAUUUAUUUUUUUUAUUUUUUUUUUAUUUCAAAUUCAGCAGGGAGAAAACAUUUGUAGUCCUUAAAGAUGUGGUGUGUAAAAAAAUGUUUAUGUUAAAAUACUUUCUUCUAUUCCAAUUUAAUGUGCAGAGAAAACUAUCAUAAGCAAGACAUUUGUGGGUUGACUUUCCAGAAAAUUGACUCUGUUAAAAGAUGAUGUGAGUUUGAUAGAGUUUUGGGAACUUUUUGUUGAACACUGGCAGACAAGUAGCAGGACGGUAAAAGUACAGUAUUUGGGAAACCUGUUUAAAAACAACCAUCAGUGAUGUUCGCUUGCUCAUAGUUUGGGUUUGGGUUUUUCAAAGUCCCUAACCCUGAGUAUUAAAUGUCAGUAUGUAAUUCUUAUUGAGGAGAGGUGUGCUAUUAAUGUUCUAAGCAAUCAAACUUACGAUUUUCUGCUAGUGACACAGAAAUUACACACUUCAUCUUCAUGAAUCAAUCCAUAGUCAUGCAUUAGUUGACCUAGAUCAGUCCUAGAUCUUUAAGAGAUGUAAUGUCUUAUUUUGAAUGUUUGCAAUGUAUAGAGAAAAAAAUAGUUGACACAAUCAAAUAGUCUGUAAAAUCUAAAGAGCAUGCAGUUUUAGACGUUUAUCAAGUACGUUGUGACUGCUCUGUCUACUUCCAAACAUCUAUCGUGUCAAUGGCUACGUUUACAUGCACCCUCAUGUAACCGGUCUUGCUCGACUCGCUCCGAGCAGGAUUCGAACCGGUGUCAGCUGACAUGGGCGGCGGGUGCUUUAACAAGGAGGCUAAAGGUUACAGCCCCUAGCAUCAGUCGCUAUUUUGCCUCUUGAAGCAAGGGGAGUGAGGUUUAAACAUACCGUACAGCUAUCACAUACCAGCAGGCUCCCGUUACACUCAUAAUGCGAUUAUACUGUGAUUAAACUGUUAAUCAUGUGAACAGAAUAUUGUGAUUGUGAUAUUGCGAUUAUGCUAAUAAUCAGAGUAAUGAUAAUCGCAGUAAGAUAUGUGGAGUACUCCUAUUUUAAUAGCUUUAAUCGCAUUUAUUCCACUCUGAACAAUGUGCGACUGCGGCCAGUGCUGCAGAUGGAUGAAGUUACGCUCAAGCAUGGGUUCAAAAACAUCACGAAACAGAAGAAGCUGCACUUACUUCUCUGUUUCAUGCGACCCGACAGUUCUUGCACUGUUUUCCAGCAGUAGUGCUCACCAACUGCAGAAUGUACAGCCCCACGACAAAAGAAAACAUAUUUUCCUGAGCUGUGAAUGUCCGUUUGCAGUCUGAAUUGAAUUUUGGUGUGAUAAAAAAAAAUGUCACGUACGUAUUUCAAAAGAGCUUUUCCUCACGGGCGGAACACAACAACAUCCAGCGCGUGUAUUCCGAUUCACAAACAAGUGACUCUUAUGAACGGAUUCUUUUUAGUGAAUCAAAACAGACAGCGCAUCCAGUGUAGUCAAAAUGACUCUUAUUAACCGGUUAUUUUAAAAAAUCGUUCAAAAAGACUCACAAACUGACUGACUAAUUUUCCUUAUGCCAAGCUGUAUUUAAAGAUACAUCUUUGCAACAAGAUUUUUGUAAUAUUUUAUAAAAAAGCAUUAAAACAUUAAAAUUUCUCAGCGAAUAAUCAGAGUAUUGGCAACUAGCAUGUAAACGGGAUUGAAGAGGUUUGCCCAAAUCAUGUAAACAUCUUAGUGUAAUUAUUCCUUAUACUCUGAUUAUUGCAAUAAUCAGAGUAUUGGUGUGCAUGUAAACGUAGCCAUGUGUAUAUGUGUGAGGAUAUUUGUGUAUGGGUUUGUACAGUAUGUGGGUAUGUUUGUUGGUGUAUGAGUAUUAUAUGCCGUUAAGUCUCUCCAACUAACAGGUUCAAAUGUUAUAAAGGGAAUUAAAAGAUUGCUGUGAAGCACAAUAUAAAAGGAAGUGUGCAAGUGUGAAUGUGAAUAUAGGAGGACAUUUACGUGUAAUUCUAUUACUGCAUGCAUCCCUGGUUGUCGAUAUCUGAUCCUUUUAGACUGAAAUUCUAUCAAAUAAUAUGAGUACUGUAGAUGAAAACUUUGAUCCAGAGGCCUUUCUUCAGCAGAGGAUAUUGAGAUGUUAUAUCAUGAUACAGAGUAAAUCAAUAAAUUUAAAUCUAAUCUGAA
Myxocyprinus asiaticus (Chinese sucker) is the source of this 4848-nucleotide messenger RNA. RefSeq names its product protein prune homolog 2-like. The record is from RefSeq and is a predicted model, not a curated record. The coding region runs from base 144 to 1121 and encodes 325 amino acids. Gene Ontology annotation, biological process: apoptotic process. NCBI's taxonomy places the organism in Eukaryota, Metazoa, Chordata, Actinopteri, Cypriniformes, Catostomidae. The transcript is spliced from 11 exons. Gene Ontology annotation, cellular component: cytoplasm.